ACAAGAAAAGAAUCAGAAAAAAUAAAGUCCAUCAUACAGGUAUUAACUAUUUUCAAUUUUGCUUUUUCGAGUGACACAAUUUUCAAGUGGUAAACUUGUGAUAUUAGUCAACUGUGACUGUAAUAAUUGUGUAUUUAGUUAGGACACUUUUCUUUCCUGAAAUGGUUUGAAAAGUUAGUCACAGGCACUUUAUGCAGCUGGUGCUGUUUCUAACCCUUCUACCAGGAUAGAAUAAAAACACGGCUAUUUUGAGCUAAGGACAGUUCUUCAAACUUACGUUGAUAUAAUUUGAAGAUUAUCAACACAUAUUGAAUAUGUAUCCCGCUUAUGGAUCUAACAGUCAACGGGAUAAUUUUAGUUCAUCUCAAACCAAAUACAACACAAGUGGAUCCAGUUAUGUUACGGAACCCACAAAUUAUUCUAAUUACGUCGGCAACUCUUCAGAUAAUUACUCGUACUAUCAGCCUUCUCGUGAUGCUGGAGCCUCCUCAUCCCAAACAAAUUAUAAUUAUGAAAGGAAUAUGGCAGAUUAUACUUUAGAAUACAAUUCACCAGCAUACAGCACUAACAAUACGUAUGGUAACAAAUGUUCAGAUAACAGCCAAUACAAUCCGUCAUACACUAAUGCUUUGUAUUCGGCUGUUGAAGCUAAUAUGCAAGAAAGUUCAGCUCACAAAGAAAGAAACAUGAAACAACAUUGGGUUAGGCGUGAUUUCCACCGCCAAGCAGCUCCUUAUGCGGGAGAAAAAGGAAGCAACCUUCUUCAAAAAAUGGGCUGGUGUCCAGGUGAAGGACUGGGUAAAAGAAAAGAUGGUUCUCUUGAACCGCACUUGCCAUUCAUUAAAAUGAACAAACGUGGCUUCGAUAUAGACAAAACGAUAGAAAAACCAAAAACCUUCCGAAUGGCUCAAAAGCCUGGUUUUGGUUUUCGAACUAAGCCUGUUGUAAAAAAGUUAGUAACCGAAGGAAAACAUCCCAUUUCAAUCCUAGGGGAGUAUUGCAGUAAGCAAAAGUGGGAGCCACCUAUCUACCGAGCUGUUGUUGACGAAGGACCUGUUCACGCUAAAAACUUCGUGUUCAAGGUGAUCGUCAAUGGGAAUGAGUAUGAAGCAACCACGGGCAGCAACAUAAAGAAAAACGCUAAAGCUGAGGCCGCCAAUGUGUGUCUUCGAAAGUUCAACAUUCUGAAAGACUAAAGUGAAGUCGACUAUAAAUAAAGCGGAUAGAUAUCUAAAAAAAAGUUGCCAUGCUUACUGAUUAACUACUCACUCUGGCAGUCAUCAGCAAAAUCAAAUGCGAGCCGGGCUCGAUCGAAUUCAAUAAGUAUUAUGAUAUCUUAGGUUAAGUCCCACAAGAAUUAUGUACAGACUUUUCUACCCCCAUUUCUGACGAACAAAAAGCGAAUUUCUCAAUGGUAUGAAUACUAUGGUUUGACUUUCAGUAACUAUACCUACUGCGCAUUUGUUUCAUCAUAUAAAUAAGCCAUGUAUAGCAACGUUUUGUGUUUCGUUACCCAAGAAUCAUGUAAAGCAUUUUAAGAACUUUGAAUCAGUAGAGUACAACAUUCGAACUUAUCACACCAAAAGGUUAAAUUUACUGUGCCUUUGCUAAACGCUCCGAAAUGUCUUUCCAGUUAACGACA
This is a messenger RNA of Sabethes cyaneus, 1642 nucleotides long. RefSeq names its product protein Son-like. Bases 315 to 1196 code for a protein of 293 amino acids. NCBI's taxonomy places the organism in Eukaryota, Metazoa, Arthropoda, Insecta, Diptera, Culicidae. Gene Ontology annotation, biological process: regulation of mRNA splicing, via spliceosome; regulation of cell cycle. The record is from RefSeq and is a predicted model, not a curated record. Gene Ontology annotation, molecular function: RNA binding. The transcript has 2 exons.